AGGUUUGACACUUCUGUUGCCCUACCUGAUUCAGACGAGAAGUGAGUGGUCCAACUGUAAACUGAGAGUAUUCACGCUGGCCAAUAAGAAGGAUGAACUCCAAUUCGAGCAAAGAAAUAUGGCAAGUCUUUUGGCGAAAUUCAGAAUCGAUUAUUCCGACCUGAAAUUGAUUCCCGAUAUAACAAAGAAGCCUCAAGAGGAGACGACCUUGUUUUUCGAGAACCUCAUUAAAGACCUGAAAGCACCUGAAAAUGAUGAGGAGGGCAAAGAGGAGGAUCAAGGCUAUAUAACUGAAGCCGACCUGAUGGCCACAAAGGAUAAGACAAACCGACAUCUGAGACUCCGCGAGCUCCUGCUGGAGAACUCAACAGAUGCCGAACUGGUUGUCAUGACCCUGCCAAUGCCUCGCAAAAGUGUGGUGCCGGCUGCUCUGUAUAUGGCGUGGCUGGAGCUGCUUACCCAUGACAUGCCUCCAUUUCUGCUCGUCAGAGGCAAUCAGCAAUCUGUACUCACCUUCUACUCGUAGAUAUCUACCAGGAUAUCUCUGCCUAUCCACUGGGUAUCUUCAAGAUUUAUCCAUCUACUCACUAUAUAUCUGCCUAUCUGCUAGAUACCUAUCCUCCAUUGGAUAUCUGUCCGCUAGAUAUCUCCAUCUAUCCACCAGAUUUAUCUGCCUAUCCACUAGAUAUCCUCAUCUCUCAACUAGAUUAUUUUACCUAUCCUUAGAUACAUUUGCCUACUUCUUGUUUACUCUCCGAAAGAGUAUACUCUUAACCUGUAUGUAUGGUUCAAUCUGUCUUCAAUUUUAUAUUAUUAUAUUAAGAUUGAUAUAAUAUGUAAGUGUAUUUCUAGAUAGCCUACAUGUUAUUUCUGUGUUAGAUAUAGUAUUUAGAAUGUAUCUAAACAACAUACUAUUCAAGAUUGUCAACAAUAUUCUUGACAAGCCAUUUGCACAAGUGUUGAUCAGACAUUAAUAUCCAUAUUCGUAUGUAUGGCUUUUAUUGGUGGGGAGUCCCUGACGGAAGUUCCACCUUAUCUGAAUAUAUCAUUUAAGCCUUACGACUGUCAUACUUCAGCCGGGACCGACAGUUCAACGUGCCCAUCCGAUAAUAUCACGUUUUAUUUAUCCUCAAAAACUGAUCCCAGAUUGAAAAUAACUAGAUUUUAAUAUAAGAAAUCGCUGGUAAAUCUAUACAUAAUCUCUUCAUUGUCAUAAAUUAGGCUUGACUCACUCACAUUAUCUGUCAUACAUGAUAGAUGUCAACAGUAUUGUAUGCAAGCUAUGCUGUGGUAAGGUAAUACCAUAGAGAAACAAUAGCGUAAGUAGAUAUCCCAUGGUAUGGGACGUUUAUGUCGCAACUCUUACUGUUAUCUCAAGUCGAUAGUUCAUGUAAUUCUUUCCUGUGAAGC
Molecule: messenger RNA, 1410 nt
Organism: Nilaparvata lugens (brown planthopper)
Lineage: Eukaryota; Metazoa; Arthropoda; Insecta; Hemiptera; Delphacidae
Product: bumetanide-sensitive sodium-(potassium)-chloride cotransporter-like
Exons: 4
Coding region: 119-526 (135 amino acids)
Biological process (GO): chloride transmembrane transport; potassium ion homeostasis; chloride ion homeostasis
Cellular component (GO): membrane
Molecular function (GO): sodium:potassium:chloride symporter activity
Source: RefSeq, a predicted model, not a curated record